CACCAAGCAAAAGACAACCCACAAACAUACCCCCACUACAACUACCACCACCACCCUUCUCUCCAGCCACCAGCCAAAGAGAACCAAAACAAUGGAUUCUUUCAACCCUCUCUCCUCCUCCUCCUCCUCCUUCUCCUCCUACACUGAUUCCUCCCCUGAACCCACCCCCUUCUCUGCCAUGCUUGACAUCUACGUCCACCAAGCUCGCAACAUCCACAACAUCUGCAUCUACGCUAACCAAGACGUCUACGCCAAGUUCUCCCUCACCUGCUCCCCUGACGACACUCUCUCCACUCAAAUCAUCAAAGGUGGUGGCCAGAACCCUGACUUCAACGAGCUCCUCCACCUCCCUAUCCCCCACCGUGACGCCGUCCUCAAGUGCGAAAUCUGGAUGCUCAGCCGUGCCCGCAACUACCUCGACGACCAGCUCCUCGGCUUCACUCUUGUCCCUCUCUCCCUUCUCCCUCUUUCUCAUCCCCAUCCCAAACUUACCCAAGACUUCACUCUCUCCUCCACUGACCUUUUCCACUCCCCUGCAGGCACUGUCCAACUCAGCCUGUCUCUUGACACUUGCUCACAACCUUCCUGCAACUCCUCAGUAUCCUUCCAAGACUCUGGUAUUUCCACUUCCACCAUCACCUCUGAGGUUGUUCUCUUGAAUCCUGAUGAGUAUAAAAGGAUUGAGUUCCCUGACAUUGGUGUUGCUAAAGAGAACCAGCUUAUGGUUUCUGAAUACUUUGGGAUGGCUCCUUAUUUCCUCCAUCUUGCUUCUUCCCCUCCUCCUCCUCCUCCUCCUCCUCAAUCAUUGGAUGACUAUGACAUGACUAAAAAUGAAGCUGCUGCUGCUGCUACUACUGAAGAGAGUUUUCAGCAUUCGUCUGCAACUAGUUUGAGUGAUGACAGGAAGAGUCAGGAAGAGUCAAACAAUGGGAAUGAAGAUGAUGAGCAUGACAAGGAGUGUGGGAAACAAGAGAGUGAGGAGUUGGCAUCAGUGUUUAAGUCUCCACUGGGGAAUAUCAAUUUUGAGGAAGAACAGAGUGUGAUGCAGCAGCAAAUUGUGGACAUGUACAUGAGGAGCAUGCAACAGUUUACAGAGUCUUUGGCAAAGAUGAAGCUUCCUAUGGAUCUUGAUAAUCCUAAAGUUGGAGAAGAUGGUGCAGAUGUGAUUCAGAGUGAGGAUAAGAGCAAGUUGGAGGCUUUAAACAAGAAGAAGAAGAAGAAGAAGGAUGGAUCAAGGGUGUUUUACGGGAGCAGAGCUUUCUUUUGAUCUUAAUUGCUAGUUAUUUUUCACUAAUCUUUAUUGUGUGUUGAUUCUUCUUGUGUGUUGUGUGCUGUUGUUCUUGUUCUGAUUUUUUUUUUUUGGCUCAAAAAUUGUUUGCUAAUUGCUAAUGCAAACUUGUGCGCAGAGAUAUUCUGAAACUGUUUCAUGUAAUGUAAUUACAGUGUUAAUUAUUUUAACUAAUCAAUGGAUUGUUUUUGUUU
Dioscorea cayenensis subsp. rotundata (Guinea yam) is the source of this 1482-nucleotide messenger RNA. RefSeq lists its product as uncharacterized. The coding region runs from base 92 to 1267 and encodes 391 amino acids. NCBI's taxonomy places the organism in Eukaryota, Viridiplantae, Streptophyta, Magnoliopsida, Dioscoreales, Dioscoreaceae. The transcript has a single exon. The record is from RefSeq and is a predicted model, not a curated record.